AUGAAGGAGUUUCUUGUGAUGUUUUUGGUACACAAAGUAAUUACUCUGGAAUGUCCUGCAAGUGAUGCUUUCCUUGUUCCACAUAAGUGGUACCAGCCUGGAGACUUCAUCAUUGGUGGAAUGGCGUCUCACUUCGGUUACCACCUUUAUGAAAUUAAAUUUAGUGAAAAUCCUUCUAUAAAACCUUAUGAAAUACCACUUAUAAUCCCCAAAUUUCAUCAACACGUCCUUGCCUUGGCCUUUGCUGUGAAGGAGAUCAAUGAGGACUCCCGGAUCUUACCUAACAUCACUCUUGGGUUCCACAUUUAUGAGAGUUACCUCAAUGCAAGGAUGACCUAUCGCACCACUCUGGACCUGCUUUUCAAAUCCCAGGAAUUUGUCCCUAACUACAAGUGUGAUAGCGAGAAGAAUCUCAUGGCCAUCAUUGGAGGACUGGAUUUUGUCACAUCAUCUCAUAUUGCUGGAAUUACAGGAUUCUUCAAAAUUCCACAACUGACAUAUGGCUCAUUAUCCAAAGAGGAAUUUGAGACCAGUAAGCUCUCUUCAGUUUACUUCAUGGUCCCCAAAGAAGACAACCAGUACACUGGCAUUGUCCAACUGCUUCAUCAUUUCAGGUGGACAUGGAUUGGGAUGUUUGCUGUUGAUAACCACAAUGGAGAAAAAUUCUUACAAAAAAUACAGCCCUUACUUUCACAGAUCGGAAUCUGCUCAACGUUUAUAGAAAGGCUUUCACCACUGGCCCACAUGGAAGAAUUCCAAGAUUUUUUUCAAAGACUCUCAAUGAUUUCCAUUCAUUUGAUGAAUAGGAAAGUCAAUGCAGUUCUUGUCUAUGGAGAAUCAUUGAUAAUUAUGUGGCUAAGAGUUGUAAUGCUUCCAGUAAAUUCUGACAGCAAUUCAAAUUCUGACGUUACUUUAUUUGGAAAGGUAUGGAUCAUGACUGCACAGAUUGAUUUCAUAUUGCCAGGACUUCAAAUCAGCUUGGACCUCCAGAUGUUCCAUGGGGCAAUUUCCUUCACUGUUCAUUCAACAGAAGUUGUAGGUUUCAAGGAAUUUCUUCAGACCAUCAAUCCACUUUCAGAAUACAAUGAUGGGUUUCUGCAGGAAGUUUGGGAACAAGCAUUUGAUUGUUCAUUUCCAAAACCAGAGUUACGAGAAACGCAGAGUAGAAAAUGCACUGGGGAGAUGAAGCUGGAGGAUCUUCCUGCACCUGCCUUUGAAAUGGAGAUGACUGGCCAAAGCUACAGCAUCUACAAUGCUGUUUAUGCUGUGGCUCAUGCUUUGCAGGCUCUGUAUACAUUACAUUUAAAUAGGAAAAAACCUAUGAUCUGUAAAAAUCCUGACCUUCCACAUCUCCAGGCUUGGCAGAUUAUUCCACUUUCUCGAUGCAAUGACCCUUGUUUCCACGGAUCCUGGAAGAAAGGGAUUGAGGGGGAACAGUUCUGCUGCUAUGACUGUGUUCCCUGCCCAGAAGGGAAGAUUUCGGAUCAAAUUGAUAUGGAUGACUGCUUUAAAUGUGCAGAAGAUCAUUAUCCAAAUAAAGAAAAGGAAGGUUGUGUCCUGAAACUGCUGGUCUUUCUAAAUUUCAAAGAAACCUUAGGAAUUGGUUUGGUCUCAGCAGCUCUUUGUUUGUUCUUCUUGACAUCUUGGGUUCUUGGAACUUUUAUUAAGCAUAGGGAUACUCCCAUUGUCAAAGCCAACAAUCGGUUCCUCACCUACAUCCUGCUUGUCUCUCUUCAGCUCUGUUUUCUCUCCUCUUUGCUCUUUCUCAGUCAACCUGGCAAAGUGACCUGCCUUCUCCGACAACCAACUUUUAGCAUCACCUUCUCAGUGGCCAUUUCUAGUGUACUGGCCAAAACCAUCACUGUGGUUGUUGCUUUCAUGGCCACUAAACCAGGAUCUCAGAUGAGGAGAUGGGUGGGGAGAAGAUUGGCUCUUUCUACUGUCCUUUCCUGCUCUCUCUUCCAAGUAUGGAUUUGUAUUCUUUGGAUGUCAACAUUUCCCCCAUUCCCUGAAUUGGACAUGCACUCAGAGCUCCAAGAAAUGAUUUUACAGUGCAAUGAGGGUUCAGCUUUCUUCUUCUACUGUGUCUUGGGCUACAUGGGUAUCUUGGCCAUCGCCAGCUUUAUUGUGGCUUUCCUUGCCCGUAAAUUACCUGACAGCUUUAACGAAGCCAAGUUCAUCACCUUCAGCAUGUUGGCCUUUUGCAGUGUUUGGAUCUCCUUUUUUCCAUCCUACCUGAGCACAAAAGGAAAAGCCAUGGUAGCUGUGGAGGUCUUCUCCAUCUUGGCCUCCAGUGCCGCAUUACUGGGAUGCAUAUUUUUCCCAAAGUGCUACAUCAUUGUUUUCAGAUCUGACCUCAACCACAGAGAACAACUCACAAAGAGAAAUUAG
This is a messenger RNA of Ahaetulla prasina, 2391 nucleotides long. Its product is annotated as vomeronasal type-2 receptor 26-like. The transcript has 5 exons. Gene Ontology annotation, molecular function: G protein-coupled receptor activity. The record is from RefSeq and is a predicted model, not a curated record. Gene Ontology annotation, biological process: G protein-coupled receptor signaling pathway. Bases 1 to 2391 code for a protein of 796 amino acids. Gene Ontology annotation, cellular component: membrane. Lineage: Eukaryota; Metazoa; Chordata; Lepidosauria; Squamata; Colubridae.